UUUGACUUCCGGUAUUAGAUGUUUCAUGUCGAGACAAGAAUUUCAUUAAUUAUUCAAUGAAUUAAUAAUUAAUUAAGAAAAAGAUGCUGCUGAACAUAAGUGUUUAGUUGUAAUAUUCCCCACUGCAUAUUCACAUUAUAGAAUUUUGUAUCGAAUCGUUCGUCAUACGUAACUAUAAGCAGUUGAAAAUUUGUUGACCCUAAAACAUGGCGGGCGUGUUAUUUGAGGACAUAUUUGAUGUGAAAGACAUCGAUCCUGAUGGAAAGAAAUUCGACAGAGUUUCGAGGCUGUUUUGUGAGAGCGAGUCGUUUAAGAUGGACCUCAUUCUGGACGUGAACACUCAGCUUUAUCCGAUGGACCUCGCGGACAAGUUCCGAAUGGUAAUAGCUGUUACACUGAACGAAGAUGGUACUCCAGCUGAUAAUGAGUUUAACCCCACAGACACAGGUCCGUCACGUGCUGAUAGCUUCGAGUAUGUGAUGUACGGAAAAGUGUACCGUCUUGAAGGCGAUGAUGGAUCCGGGUCAGACUCGUGUAGACUGGCGGCCUAUGUGUCUUAUGGUGGUUUAUUGAUGAGAUUACAGGGGGAUGCCAACAACUUGCAUGGUUUUGAGGUUGACUCGCACGUGUACCUGCUGAUGAAGAAAUUGGCGUUUUGAUUGGUUGUUGAUUGUUGUUAUGUGUGAUUGAUGAUUGUACAUAUGUACUUAAAGGCAUGCUUGCCUAUUGCUUGAAUGUUUUGUACAUGAAAAAUGUACGGUUGGUUUAAGUGUAUGAUCAUUUGCAUAAAAUGAUGUAAGAAAUGUUUGAUGGUUGGGUUGGUUUGUGAGUGUGAAUAAAAGGAUUUGCAUGCCAGUUAUGAGUGAUUGAGUGAGUGAGUGAAUGAAUAAAGUGAGAUCACUGCCAAUAUAUGAGUUGAAAUUGUUGCAUUUUUAAUUUUUUUCUUCUUUUUAUUUGAUUUGGAUACUUUCUGGGGGGUUAAAUCUAAAACUAAUAAACCAAGCGUAGUUGAUACAGAAGGGUGAUUUGUGGGAGCUUAGUGAUUGUUUGAUUGUAAUUCUGGUCGUCUGUUAUUAUAAGUUUCUCUCAGGUAAAAUUUUGAAACUUUUUGUUUGUUUAAGUGGGUAUGUUCAUGAGAAAGUAAAUCAAUCUUGGUGCCUUCUAACCAAGGGAGAUAAUAGUAAAGUGGAAUGGGAAAUAACUUGUUAUUUAGAUCAGUUAGAAAAAAGGAGAUAAUUUCAGUCAAAGAAACUGCUAUUUUUGCAUUUAGUUUAGUCUGUUUACAAAAUUUGGUGCAUUACAGUUAGUAACAGCAAUAUUAAAAAUUUUAUUUGCAAAAACUUAAAAUUAUGGCUUUAAUUUUGAGACCAAACGUUUUGAAUAUAAUGCAAGAAGUGCUAUUUUUUGCUGCCAAUUGUUUGGAUAUGUUGUUUAAGUAAAUAUUGUAAAAAUGAUGGUUAAGGAAUGAUUCUUGUUUUGAAUGAAGAAAAACAUGUUGUUUUUCAGUACAAUGUGAAUAUGAAACUUAGUAAAUAUGGUUGUAUAAGAGAGUGUGUCUGAAAUAAGAGGGUGUGUCUGUGACUUGGAGGGUGUGACUGUGAAAUAGGAAGGCGUGUCUGAAAUAGGAGGGUGUGUCUGUAACAUGAUAAGCUAAAUCACUGCCAGUGAAGUUUAGUUUCUGUACCCGUUAAUGAGGUUGGAGGCUUAAGGUUGGAUUUUUUAUAUGAACCAUUGUAUAUAUGCUACGAUUGUCAAUUUGUAUAUAUGUUAAAGGUGACUGUGUAAAAGAUUGUUGCAUUCUUUAUAUAUACCAUAUUUGAUAUGGCUAUGUUUUGGUUAUGUUAAAAAGAUUAUUCUUUAACACUUUGUAAAAAUUUUUUUUUAUAAAAGUCAUUGUUCAUUCAUCCUAAAUUUUUUAAGAAAUGUUAAAGAAUGGCAGUUUUUUCAACAAAAACAAUGCCUCAUUUUAAUAAUUAUGCUCAGAAAUAUCCAUCAUGGAACACCAACAUUAAUUAACAAGAUUUUAAAAAUCUUGUUUUAUCAUUUUCAAAAAAAAAUCCUCUUCCCAUAAUAAUCAUGAUCAUCACCAUCAUCAUGUAUUCUUUGAUAAAAAAGAUGCUAUUUUUAUGACGUCAAUGCACCUGUUCUUUCAUUAGAGGAUACUGGACAGAUGCUGGUUGUCUUGAACCGUUUUUGUUGACAUAAAUAUUGAAAAAGAUACAAAAAUAAAAAUGAUAAAAAUAAA
This is a messenger RNA of Ruditapes philippinarum (Manila clam), 2245 nucleotides long. RefSeq names its product DNA-directed RNA polymerases I, II, and III subunit RPABC3-like. The record is from RefSeq and is a predicted model, not a curated record. The transcript is spliced from 4 exons. Gene Ontology annotation, cellular component: RNA polymerase I complex; RNA polymerase II, core complex; RNA polymerase III complex. Gene Ontology annotation, molecular function: DNA-directed RNA polymerase activity. NCBI's taxonomy places the organism in Eukaryota, Metazoa, Mollusca, Bivalvia, Venerida, Veneridae. Gene Ontology annotation, biological process: DNA-templated transcription. The coding region runs from base 207 to 659 and encodes 150 amino acids.